This is a messenger RNA of Auanema sp. JU1783, 3150 nucleotides long. NCBI's taxonomy places the organism in Eukaryota, Metazoa, Nematoda, Chromadorea, Rhabditida, Rhabditidae. The record is from the annotation of a GenBank genome assembly.
AUGACCUUGGAAGAUAAUAGAACAGUCCAAUCACUAACUCAUCUUUUUGUGGAAUUAACUUCUUUAGAUGGUCUUAACUUUCCCACCUCUUCUUCUAAACGCAUAAAGUUCACAUGCAUUGCAUCGUCGACACGAUAUUUAGUAUUGGGCACUACAACAGGCACAAUAUAUGUUUUUUCUCGAUAUAGACAAAAAAGAUCUGGAGUUACUGGAUCUGCACUUCCACCCGUUGAUAUUUUUCUAAUAAAAGAUGGACCAGUCAAUACCAUCGUGGUCAGUUCUAAUGAACAGUAUAUCGGCAUAGGAAGUGAUAGUGGUCGAGUUUCUGUUAUCAACUUGACGGCCAAUGAGCAAAAAUCCGCCAUCAUAUAUUCUGUCCCUGGCGAUGCCAGGAAGCCGGACAAAGUUGGGGCAUUAUGCUGGACGAAAGAGUCAAAAAAUCUUAUAGCCGGUCAUUCUAGUGGGAUAGUCAAUUUGCAUCGCUUCGAUAGUCGUUCCGUUUUCCGUUCUAGUCAUGAUACCCUUUGCGAACUGACUGCCGAAGUGAUACAAAUGGAUACUAAUAGCUCUAAUAACUUAUUACUUAUAUCUACAACAGCUGCUAGUCAUAUUUAUGAUUUGGAAAAUAACACUGUCAUACAAGUUGGCAAAAAAACUAGAAACUCAAAAAUGGGAGCUUGCUUCUUGCACUCAGCUGAUCAGUCUUGCGGAGAUUUCGUGGUAGCUGCUAGACCGAAUGGUAGAGUGUGGGAGUGUAAUACGGUCGGAGUUGUAUACAGAACUCAUCAGCUGCGACUUUCUCCUUCUAUACCACGAUACAGUACAAUAUCAUUCCGAUCAUCUUUUGAAGGUCAACAAAAAGAAGAUGAGAAUAGUGUGUUAGAAUCUGCAAUUAAUAUGGAUGUAAACUUUGGGUUGUUAUAUAGAAUUAGCUGUGAUUCGAAAAGCCUAGCAUUAACAUGUUGUGGUUCAAAGUUUAUUGUUGCAGACCCUGAUAGUUCUCAUGUUGUACUGAUGACUGAUAUUCACGAAGACAUUCUUGAUGUUUCUGUUUUUGGCUCUGAUGUUUUCGUUCUUCUCUCUGGUUCCACAUUCUUAAAGAAGUUCAGCUUAUUGUCUUUAACCAAAGCAGCUGAAAAGCUCAAAGCUAGGAAUAGUUUUUCUCAAGCUGCUCAAUUGAUUAUUCAUACAAUUGAAAUGCCAGUGUGGGAAAAAUCGUUGAUUACUGAGAUAAUAGAAGGAUUGUCCAAAUAUAAUAAAAAGAACGAGAAUGAUUACAAACAGCUUAGAAACUCUUUACUUCGCGAUUUAUGCAAAAUUGGAGCAGUUUCUGCUUAUGAUAAUCUUCCACACAAGAAUGAGUGCUAUCCUACUUCCUCUCGUUUACCAUCGGGUAUUUACCGAGUCCAUUCAUCUAAUAUACCAGACGACCAUUUCGGCUCAUUUUUACCUUCCUCAAUGAGAGAACGCAGUGUGAGCAGCCCGAACUUCGAUCACGGCUCAUCAACUGCUUUAUUACAAAAGCGAGCAUCGAUGCCUAUUACCAACGAUGAAGUGCAGCUAUCUAACUCAGAAGCUUCUGAAAACGUUCGUGCUGACAUAUUGACGAAAGCCAGAGAGAUAUUGGAGACUGAUGGACAAAUUGCUGAAGUUGACUCGUUAAGGGUGUUACUUCAAUUGGAUCUAGUAACCAAUAAUGAUAUCCUACGAUUCGUUCCAACGGUGACAACAGCGAACGUAGCGAGAACACUAGCCGAGCUAUCCAUAUCUCCCCGUGUUGAUUUGCCACGUGUCACUGUUGAUCGCAAAGUGAGCGUGGGUAGAAUUAAAAGAUCCGGACCGACGAUUGUCAAACCAAUCAGACCUAACCAAAUUAAAAAGACUGGAUUUUCUCGGAAAUCAGCGAUUCAAAAUGUUGCAGUGGAGUCGUUUGCGGCAUCUCCCCACAUAGAACCUAAUUCUAAUUGUGUUAUCUCAAAAAAGGAAGUGGUCAUGAAUAUCGAUAUAACUAACGACCAUGAAAACAAUGAAGUGGAGAUAAUGGAAGGAGAUUGGCUUCAUAAUCGCUUGCAACAUUUAAAAAACGUCGAAGAACAAGCUGUCGCUCUUUCUCCUGAGCCUGCCCUGGUAGAACAUGCUUCUAGUCGUGAAGUUAUGAUCGACAAUACGAAUGGAUGUUUACGUUGCUCCGAAUGUGGGAUUCAUAAGUCAUGGAUUGCUGUGUCUUUACUUUCAUCUGUUUGUAAGAGAGUCAGAAUGGAAGAAGAUUUGUUUGAAAAUGGUGCUGUACCUUUCAAUUUUGAGCAAUGGAAGAUUGUGUUCAAGAAACAUCUCUCUAAAACAUCAGCUACCAUUUGUCCGAAAUGUGAAGUUUGUAUUGAAACUUCCAAGAAAAUUCCAGCGAGUGAACAUUUGUUGAUGUCCUCAAAUAGACCUAAAAUAUCCGGUGAAACUUUGAAAGAAAGGAUACUGGGUGGAGAUGAAAGCCGACUCAUGAAAAUCUUAUGUCCCGGAAGCGUAAGUAGAAAGGAUACUGGGUCUAGUGCAGCUUCUAGUAAACAAGAAACAACUAUCGUAGCUAAUGGUCCAAGCUCUGUCGAAGAGAUUGAUCUAUUGGACACUAAAGAGUAUCCUCUGUUCGACUGGGUUUCGAUAAUUGAUAUGAGAGCAUUGAUUUCCAUGUGCUGUGCUGUGAUAGGGACCAGUGAAUUUCUAAAGCUUGCUCGUCAACUCCCUCAGUUGAAAUCUGCGAUGAACCCUAGUUGUUGGAGUUCGUUGGUAACGCUUAUCGUUCGGGAAAAUGUCACACGACAUCGUUUGGUUAAACAAACUACUAUAUCUGACGUGAUAACAAGACUAGGUUUGGAUGGUAUUCUAACAGUGGAUAGUUCCCCUGUGACGUCCCCUCGUAGGAGUCUAAUGCAUAAUGCACCUGCUCCCAUAUACAGUUGGAUUGUCCAUCCCAAGAAAAUGUGUCUAAUCUGCACGUUACCUCUUCAGCUCGAAAACUAUGCUUUGGAGUACACUGUUAGCUCUUUUAGUUGUGGUCAUUUGUAUCAUACUCAAUGCUUGUCAGGGAAACGGUUUUGUAUUGCUUGCCAUGUAAAAGCUCGAAAAGCUGCUGCUCAAUCUAGAACUGUUAGACUUUAG